This is a messenger RNA of Lolium rigidum, 1072 nucleotides long. RefSeq lists its product as uncharacterized. Gene Ontology annotation, molecular function: deSUMOylase activity. The coding region runs from base 87 to 815 and encodes 242 amino acids. The transcript is spliced from 5 exons. NCBI's taxonomy places the organism in Eukaryota, Viridiplantae, Streptophyta, Magnoliopsida, Poales, Poaceae. Gene Ontology annotation, biological process: protein desumoylation. The record is from RefSeq and is a predicted model, not a curated record. Gene Ontology annotation, cellular component: nucleus.
GUCCCAGCGAAAGCAAUUGGCUUGCUCGUAUAGCAAAAAAAUGUGUGGGACGCCGAACGGUUCGAAUCCCGUUCAAUGUAAACAAUAUGCACUGGCAUCUACUUGUGUUGAAUUUCGACAAAGAAGAGAUUCAAGUCCUCAACUCUCUGCCGCUUAUUCGUGACGAGGCCAAAGAAACUACACUGGUGGAGUGCAUUCAGACAUGCAUCAUAGAAGCAGUCCAGGGCGGCUUGGUACAAACACCAGGUCCCAUCAACAUUACAGAGUGGAAAAAAGUAUGCUAUACAAACAUCCCACAACAGGAGGAUGGCUAUUCUUGUGGGUCAUACACUCUGAAAUACAUGUUGUAUUGGGACGGGGAAAAGAUGACCGAUGAUUUCACACAGGCACAAAUUCAUAUUUUCAACUGGAAAAUAUGUACAAGCCUUCUACGUUCAGAUUGUAACAUGCUUCGACUAGAAUCCUAUGAGAAACCUAUACUGAAGAAGGCCUACAAAGCUAGAAUGGCAAAGCUUGACAAAGACAAUGCUGCAGAUGACGACAUCCAGGUAAUCAGCAAUCCAAAUGAUGCCAGCAAAAAGGAAGAAAGCCCUCCAAAUGAUGCCAGCAUAAAGGAAAUCAGCCCUCCAAGGCCAAUUGGUAGCCAAAAGCGGAAACGCGGGCGUCCAAGGAAGAUUGAAACUCUUAAACCUACUAAUCCUGUAAAGGAUCAAUAUAAAUUAGCCACAGAUGCUGUCACUGGGCUUGUGGAGGGAAGAGCACGCAGGAAAUCAAAUCCUGGGCCCCAACAGGUCAGCCCAUACAAGGAACUAUGAAACUCACAGGGAGUGGCUGUCAAGGGUAGUUUCAGAUGAGCUGCUCUUAUAGCAUGUGACAAUUUAGACACAGCCAUGUUCUUCAAUCUAUGCCUAUACUUAAGUUCUGCCAUUUUGUCAAUAUUGCUGGUAAACUUUGUAAUUUUAAAUUCGAACCGAUCUGGAGAGUUGUUACAUUUUAAUGUAAGCCAUUUGUUUGGCUUGACUAUUCUACAUGACUACUCAAUGCUGCAGUGUUGUUGGUGUGUUAUUCAAAA